Molecule: messenger RNA, 966 nt
Organism: Lodderomyces jiufengensis
Lineage: Eukaryota; Fungi; Ascomycota; Pichiomycetes; Serinales; Debaryomycetaceae
Exons: 1
Coding region: 1-966 (321 amino acids)
Biological process (GO): inner mitochondrial membrane organization
Cellular component (GO): mitochondrial inner membrane
Source: RefSeq, a predicted model, not a curated record
AUGUCACUAAAGAUACGGCAACUCAAUCAAUUGACAAAAUGUUCACUUAGAUCGUUAACAACAACAUCAACUGAUUCAGCAAUACCAAUAUCAAAACCAAAAGUAACAGGAUCAGGACCGUUCGCAGAAUUUCCAAAUUUCAAAACAAUAGGAAACCCAUCAAACAUACUAUCAGUAUCCUUACCACAAUCAUCACAAUUUUAUAUCAAUACAAGUUCAUUAUUAGGUAUAAAUGGAGAUUUAGACUCUAUAACUUACAAAAGUUUUAAUUUUUUUGGUAAAUUUUUUCAAAUUUUAAAGUCUUCCAAAAGUUCAAAUUUAAUAAUUAAUGGGAAUUUAAAUUACAAAAUUUUAAAAAUUAAUAAAGAGUCAAAUUGGAGUAUCUAUAAUAUAAAUAAAAUUGUAGGAUGGUCAAGAGGCAGCUUGCAGUUCACACCAAAAAACGACACAAGUAUCUUACAAGUCAAAGGAUCAGGUAAUUUAGUAAUUAACGGAGGGGAAGUUUCCAAAAUACUAGAAUUUGAAAUUGACCCCAAAUCAGAAAUACUAAUAAACCCCAUAUCAUUAAUUGCCAUAAAUUCAGCUAAUACAACAUUGGAACCAACUAUAAUUACUCCAAAUAAAUAUGAAUUACAUACUUUAGAUCAUACUUUUGAAUGGCCUUCAUGGUUAGUUCAACCAAUUAAGAAUUUUAAUAAGUCAGUUAGGGAAGUGAGUAAAAAGACUUGGAAACCUGUUAAAGAUACUUUUGAACCUGUCGCUCCUUAUUUAAGACCAGUUUCUCAAUUUUUGGGUAAAAUUUGGAACUUUUUGUAUCUGCAUAUAAAUGGAAGGUUUAUUAGAGCUAAACCAAUUUACUAUAAGAUACAAGGUCCGUCCAAGAUUUUAAUUGAUAAUGAAUUGAUGAUACCAAACAACAAAAUGUUCACAAGUAAAGAGAUUAAUUAUAUUUUCAGUAAACAAUAG